AUGGCAACUCGCACGAAAAAGACCAUGGGACAAAGCACCAAACGAGUAUGCACGCGGAGGAGCCGAUCCUUUGGCGGAUGCGUCACGUGUAGAAGUCGUCGCAUGAAGUGCGAUGAAGGGCGUCCAACUUGCUCAAUGUGUAAAGUCUCUGGCCUUGCAUGUGGAGGUUACACAAAAGACAUCUUCUUCGACUUUGAGGAUGGUCCCAUGACUGGGGUUGGUCGAUUUCGCCGCCCCUUGCUUACCGAAAGGGAGCGUGAAUGCAUGAGCCAGCAGAUUCUCGCAGACAUUCCUCCAGCAUUGGCAACUUGGCAUCUUUCUCAGAUUGAUGAUGAAUGCGAUGGCGCAUCUCCAACUAGAGAUAUCCAAAUAUCGCGCGGUCCGUUUGGGGCUUUCAGAGUCACCGGCGAUCCAACGCCACCGGCUUCAUCAGAUUUGCCAUCUCUUCCAGAGGAGGUUUCAACAGUACAUCAAGACCAAGAUGUGUUCCCUGGCGGGGAGGAGUCCCUUCCCCAAGAUGAUGAUGGUCAUGUGGACUUUGUAUCACCAUCCAUAGAACUCGCCACGUUAUCCCCGAAAUUAUCAGGGCGCAGAGGUCGACUAUCUGGAUAUCAGACCCCUUCUGGUUCCAGAGGGGACUGGCUCAAAGUCCUUGACGGGAUUCCUAUGGUCGACUUGCUGGAUAUGGCCGGACACCUGGAGAUUCCCGAGUGGUGGGACACUAUGGGGGUUGAGGCAAUAGAUCCAUGGGCCGGGGUCUCACACACGACCGAUAGAAGGCCUACUACGACGUCUCACCAUCAGCCUACCCCAACUCCCUCUUCGAGUGGACUUCAGAUGUCGCGAGUGGCACCUAACGACUCUCCAAGCUGUUCCUCUUCCACCCCAAGCUCAGGGCCCGUUUCCCUUAGUCUCGAGAACAACGUUCCUCAAGAUGCCGUCUUCUUGCUGAAACACUAUGCUACUACUGUUCUCCGAGGGUUGACGCCUUACCGUCAUAGCAAGACACCAUGGCAUGUGCUAUUCUUACCCCAUGUGAAGAGUUGCUUGGCAGCUCUGACUCUUGGGGAAGAUAUGGACAACGCAAGCCUAUGUGCCUUCUUCGGCACAUUAGCCAUCAGUGCUUUCAGUCUCGGCGGUAUCUAUAGCUCGACAAGAUGGUUGGAUCAGGGCAAAGCAUACCACCAACGUGCCCGCCUACACGUUCGGUUAAUGCUCGAGACCGCAUACAACAUCCCCAAGACAGCCAAGUACAAGUCAAUACUCAUGGCUCUCCUCACCAUGGUGCAGAUUUCUGUUCUUUCCGGGAACCGAGACGAUGCAGAAUACUACUUGCUGGAAACAGAGCAGUUCAUCCGCCUCAGGGGUCUCAACCGAAGAAAGUCUCGAAAGGUCCGGCUGCUCCACCAUUGUUACGUCUUUGAGCGACUUUCCCAUGAAAGUACCUUUACCGAGAGUGGAUCUCACUUGGCUCAUCGCAGCCGGGUUCGUGAGACUAUCGAAUCAAGCGGCGCUGUUGCAUACAGCCAGGAUAGCCUGUCCUUCCGCCUCAGUGAUUGGAGUAACCUCGAUGUGGAAAUGCUCAGGGUCAAGGGGCAAGAGGAGGGCGAAAACGACUUGCACCUCGAGUGUCCUGGCAUCUGGUCUGCCACCCUUUACCCAGAAAUCUUUGGCAUGCCAGAACUGCAUGUUUUUAUGAUAUCACUCAUCAUUCGUCUUGGGCGAGAGAAGAACGGUGGUGACGAGCAGAAGGCGAUACCUGGGGUUGCUUUGAAGCAAUUCCUGGGCCGUGCAAAUGCAGUCGAGCGAUGGGUCAAUCAGCUGCAUUUGCUUCAGAGAUCCAUGUGGAUUGUAGAGGCACCCGCUGACCCAGAGAACGAACAGUCCGUCCCUCUCCUCAAUAUCUUGUCCGACACGAUGCAGCAUGCGCUCGCCGUGUAUUUUUACCGCACAGUCUAUGACCUAGACACCAGCAUGCUCCAAAAACAUGUGGUCGGCGUGCGCGACUGUCUUCUGCGGUUUGAUGCCUCGGAUGCCGGUAUGGGAUAUGGCUCUCUGAGGUUGAUCUGGCCUGCGUUCAUUGCGGCGCGUGAAGCAGAUGAUUCUGAAAUUCAAAGCUCAUUCUCUCAAUGGUUUGAAGAUUCUGCGCGGCGAAGUGGUCUGCGUAUCUUUACAGACACGAAGGAGCGGAUCGAGAAGGUCUGGGAGGAGAGAGGUUUCGCGAAUAGCAACAUUGUACUCGGGUAG
This is a messenger RNA of Fusarium falciforme, 2247 nucleotides long. Its product is annotated as Zn(2)-C6 fungal-type domain-containing protein. Lineage: Eukaryota; Fungi; Ascomycota; Sordariomycetes; Hypocreales; Nectriaceae. The record is from RefSeq and is a predicted model, not a curated record. The coding region runs from base 1 to 2247 and encodes 748 amino acids. Gene Ontology annotation, molecular function: zinc ion binding; DNA-binding transcription factor activity, RNA polymerase II-specific; transcription cis-regulatory region binding. Gene Ontology annotation, cellular component: nucleus. The transcript is spliced from 2 exons. Gene Ontology annotation, biological process: positive regulation of transcription by RNA polymerase II.